This is a messenger RNA of Dendrobium catenatum, 1232 nucleotides long. RefSeq lists its product as uncharacterized. Lineage: Eukaryota; Viridiplantae; Streptophyta; Magnoliopsida; Asparagales; Orchidaceae. The coding region runs from base 159 to 992 and encodes 277 amino acids. The record is from RefSeq and is a predicted model, not a curated record. The transcript is spliced from 2 exons.
GCGGCAUGCGCAACAUCUGUUCACUUAAUUCUCUCUCCUCUUGUCCUACGUUGUACGUACGCCUCUUUCCUAUCAAACUAGAAAACCCUAAUCCGGUCGGCAAUCUCCUCCGUGCUUCUGUCCCAUUCCUUCUUUCUGUAGAGGCUUAAUCCCUUUCCAUGGAAGAAGGCACCGACUUCCAUGAAUGGGAGAUGAUCCUGAGCUCGAACAUCUCAGACAACCUCAAAUCCGUCGAAGUCCUUGACGAGGACACUGAGGACGGAGCCAUCAAAGCCGACUACUUUUCCCUUAACUCCGGCGGCCGCAGAAGAAAAAUUCCGUCGGAGGAGGAAAGUGUUGAGGUUGGUAACGAUUCCGAUAACCCCAGCUGGGUGGACCCGGAUUCUGACUCCAGGUUACUCGAAGGCUCUAGAGGGAAGCUAGGUUUUGUUGGAAUGAAGCUCCCGGUAGGGAAUUCCAAUUGUUUUUGGUCAGAUGAAUCUUCUGAUGGGCAGAGAUCCCUGCCUGAUAGCGAAAAGAUGGAGCUUGGGAACUUAGGGGAUUCGGUUAUGGAAACGGCUUCUGAAGAAACAGAUGAUAUGUGUGAGAAUCAGGGAGGACAAAGUCAGGGAAAUGAGAAUUCUGGUGCGCAAGAGAUGAUACCUGUGCAUGUUUGUGCUGAUUCUAGCGGGGGUGAGAAGAGGGAGAAUGUUUGGUGGAAGAUGCCUUUGGAGUUGCUGAAGUUUUGCAUUUUCAGGGUAAGGCCUGCUUGGUCGAUAUCCAUAGCUGCGGCUAUGGUUGGGAUUAUUAUGCUGGGGAGGAAACUGUAUAGGUUGAAGCAGAAGAGCCGGAUCAUUCCCCUGAAAAUUGCUAUUGAUGACAAGAAGGCCUCCCAGUUUGUGGCUCGCUCUGCCCGUCUUAAAGCAAUUUCACUGGUUCGUUACAUGCCACUUAUGCGGCCUUCUCUUCCAGCUAGUGGUGCCACUCAAUGGGCGGCUCUGCCCCUAAGAUGAGUUCUGGAGCUUUUGAGAUGGCAGAAGAGACUUUCUCUUUUAUGAAGACAAGGAUACACAAUAUCAUGCAUUCUGUACCCAUGUUUUAUAGCUUGUGAUGAUUCUUCUUUCUGAACUGAAGUUCUUUGUGAUUAUUACUCUCUUUCUUAAUGUGUUGUUUACUUCAAGUUUACAUUGAAAUCAAUCUGCUUCUAUGUAUCACUCUCUUUCUUAAUAUGGUUCUUCUUUAUGAAUUCUCAA